This is a messenger RNA of Hansenula ciferrii, 1563 nucleotides long. RefSeq names its product inositol-3-phosphate synthase INO1 (gene INO1). The record is from RefSeq and is a predicted model, not a curated record. The transcript has a single exon. NCBI's taxonomy places the organism in Eukaryota, Fungi, Ascomycota, Saccharomycetes, Phaffomycetales, Wickerhamomycetaceae. Gene Ontology annotation, cellular component: cytoplasm. Bases 1 to 1563 code for a protein of 520 amino acids. Gene Ontology annotation, molecular function: inositol-3-phosphate synthase activity. Gene Ontology annotation, biological process: phospholipid biosynthetic process; inositol biosynthetic process.
AUGGUCUCAAUUAAAGUCACUAAUGAUAAAGUUAAAUACAACAGUGAUAACACUGUUUUAACUUCUUCAUAUACUUAUCAAAAUUCAAUUGUUGAACAAAAAGGUGAUAUCUACAAUGUUAAACCAUUCACUAGAGAAUAUGAAUUUAAUGUUGAUUUAAAAGUUCCAAAAACUGGGUUAUUAUUAGUCGGUUUAGGUGGUAAUAAUGGUACUACUUUUGUUUCUGCAAUUGAAGCAAAUAAACAAAAAAUUAUUUUUAAUAAUAAAGAAGGUGAAGUUAAAUCAAAUUAUUUUGGUUCUGUUACUCAAGCUUCAACUGUUAAAAUUGGUAUUGAUGAAUCUGGUAAAGAUGUUUAUGUUCCUUUUAAUUCAAUUUUACCAUUUGUUAAUCCAAAUGAUUUAAUUGUUAGUGGUUGGGAUAUUAAUGGUGCAAAUUUAAAAGAUGCAGCCAAAAGAGCUCAAGUCUUGGAAUAUGAUUUACAAUCUAAAUUAGGUUCAACUUUAUCCCAAUAUUCACCAUUAAAAUCUAUUUAUUAUCCAGAUUUUAUUGCUGCUAAUCAAGAAGAUAGAGCUGAUAAUAUUUUUAACAUUGAUUCAAAUGGUAAAAUUGAUCAAUCAAAUAAAUGGGAUCAUGUUGAAACAAUUAGAUCUGAUAUUAAAAAAUUCCAAUCUGAUAAUAAAUUAGAUAAAGUUAUUGUUUUAUGGACUGCAAAUACUGAACGUUAUUCUCAAAUUAUUGAUGGUGUUAAUGAUACAAGUGAUAAUUUAAUUUCUUCAAUUAAAUCAGGUCAUAAAGAAGUUAGUCCUUCAACAAUUUUCGCUGUUGCUUCAAUUUUGGAAAAUGUUGCAUUUAUUAAUGGUUCUCCUCAAAAUACUUUUGUUCCAGGUGUUGUUGAAUUAGCUGAAAAAGAAGGUUCUUUCAUUGGUGGUGAUGAUUUUAAAUCUGGUCAAACUAAAUUAAAAUCUGUUUUGGCUCAAUAUUUAGUUGAUGCUGGUAUUAAACCUUUAUCAAUUGCUUCAUAUAAUCAUUUAGGUAAUAAUGAUGGGUUUAAUUUAAGUUCAAAUGAACAAUUUAAAUCAAAAGAAAUUUCAAAAGGUUCAGUUAUUGAUGAUAUUAUUGAAUCAAAUUCAAUCUUAUAUAACAAGGAAUUAGGUGAUAAAGUUGAUCAUACAAUUGUUAUUAAAUAUUUAAAAGCUGUUGGUGAUUCCAAGAUUGCAAUGGAUGAAUAUUAUUCUGAAUUAAUGCUUGGUGGUCAUAAUAGAAUUUCAAUUUCAAAUGUUUGUGAAGAUUCUCUCUUGGCAACUCCAUUAAUUAUUGAUUUAGUUAUUGCAACUGAAUUUUUAACAAGAGUUUCUUAUAAACCUUUAGGUUCAAAUGAUUCUGCAAAAUCAUUAUAUCCAAUCUUGGGUUAUUUAAGUUAUUGGUUAAAAGCUCCAUUAACAAGAAAAGGUUUCCAAACUAUUAAUGGAUUAACUAAACAAAAACAAGGUUUAGAAAAUUUCUUAAAAGCUUUAGUUGGUAUUCCAAUUUCUGAUGAAUUAAGAUUUGAAGAAAGAUUAUAA